AUGUGUCCAGUAACAAUCAGAACGGCGGCCUGCACGGUACUGAUAAGCAUAGUCUUCACUUUAUCCGGCUGUGUCACGGAAACCACCGGUGGCUUACCCGCGCCGGGGACUGAAUCCGAGCGCACCAAAGCACAAUUAGACCUGGCCCGUGGUUACAUCGAGCAACGGGAUUUUAAUCGCGCGCGUACCGCGCUUGAUUCUGCGCUGGAGAUAGAUCCACGUAACGUUGAAGCGCAUGUGCUCAAUGCAGUGCUGCUGCAUGCGCAAGGUGAGUAUGAACUGGCAGAAUUUCACUACAAAAGAGCGUUACGGUUAGACCCCGACAAUGCCCAGGCACUGAAUAACUAUGGCACGUUCUUAUAUUCCAGAGGUCGCUUUGAUGACGCGGUAGUGCCGCUGGCUCAACUGGUACAGGAUACUGGCUAUAGAGCCCGCUCUCAGGCCUUUGAAAACCUGGGUUUAGCCUACUUGCGCGCUGGCCGUGAUGAAGACGCCAAGGCCGCCUUAACGCGCGCGCUGGACCUUAACUUUCGCCAGGCUACUGCGAUUUUGGAGUUAGCGGAACUGGCAUUCAACGAUUCAGAUUUUGCACAGGCAGCGUCGUUACUGUCAGAUUUCAAAGCUGUCGCUCGACAGAAUGCGCGCAGUCUGUGUCUGGGCAUCAAAGUCGCUAAAGCAACCGGCAGAUCAGUGUCAGACGGACCUGUAACCGGUAACGCCGCCCCGGAUGGCCCCGGUGUAGCGCUUGCGCAGGCACGUGAAGCCGCAGAGAUUACCCAGCGGGAAGUCUCUGAUGCAUUAAACCUGCCCGUUGCAACGAUAGAUGCCAUCGAGCAGGAUGAUCGCGAUCAUCUGCCCGCUGAUGUCUUCACCCGCGGCUACAUACGUGCUUACGCCAGACUGUUGCAACUGGACCCAGGGCCAUUGGUUGCAGCCUUUGGUGGCAGUGUAGAUGACCCCGAGCUGGCGGCGUCAGUCGCUGACGCCGCUGCCAGCCAGCGCAACACUAAUCGUGGUUCCAAUUGGGUUAUUCCAGUGCGUCUGCCGCCUGGCGUAACACCUGCCAGGUUGAUGGCUGUUGGCAGUGUGUUGCUGCUGCUGAUUAUCCUGAUGAUCUGGUUUUUCUCAGGGGACACACCUGCUGAGAUAGACAACAAUCAAUCUCCGCCGACGGCUCCCACUCCAGAGCAGGCGGGUGAACCAAAUGCGACGUCGCAGAUGACAAACAGGACAACCCGCACGAUAACGCCCGAACCUAUGCAGAGUGCUUUAACCCAGGAACAACCAGCCGUGGCUGAGGCGCAGACGUUGCCAGAUGCGGUUGUAGACAUUGCACAAACGGCUGAUCUGGAACUUCAGCCAGACGUAUCCCAACCGGCCCAAGAACCCGCAGUGGUUGUUCAGGAACAGGUGCAGAGUAUGACGCCUCCAGGUGUGCGUCGCCUGACGCCCACUGGCGCCGAUCGGCUCAGCAUCGAGUUUACCGAAGAGUGUUGGGUGGAAAUCAAAGACCCGGAGGGCAAUUUGCUCUACGGUAAUCUUGGUCGCCCAGGCACGCAGCUAGCGUUUGUUGGUGCAGCACCCUUCAGGGUGUUGUUGGGAUACGCGCCCGGUGCGAUGCUUAAGUACAACGCCGAGCCUGUGGCUCUGGGUCCGCACACGCGCAACAACGUUGCGUCUCUUGUUUUAGGCCAGUAG
Symbiodinium pilosum is the source of this 1698-nucleotide messenger RNA. NCBI's taxonomy places the organism in Eukaryota, Dinophyceae, Suessiales, Symbiodiniaceae. The record is from the annotation of a GenBank genome assembly.